Melampsora larici-populina 98AG31 is the source of this 1860-nucleotide messenger RNA. RefSeq lists its product as uncharacterized. Bases 1 to 1860 code for a protein of 619 amino acids. The transcript is spliced from 2 exons. The record is from RefSeq and is a predicted model, not a curated record. Lineage: Eukaryota; Fungi; Basidiomycota; Pucciniomycetes; Pucciniales; Melampsoraceae. Gene Ontology annotation, molecular function: uroporphyrin-III C-methyltransferase activity. Gene Ontology annotation, biological process: siroheme biosynthetic process.
AUGUACAAUCAAGCAAUCUUAUGCUUAGAAUCAGGUUACCAAGUCAUCUUGGCUAAAUUCAAUCCUCAGUUUAUUGAACCAAAUCAAAAUGUAGAAAUUUUGAACCGAAUCAAACUUGGUCAAUUGGCUUGUUGUGAUGAUUUACCAUCAGUUUUGGAUUCUAAAUCGAUUCAAACUUGGUUAAAAUCAAUUCCCAAUUUCCAUCAAAUCAAUUUAAUUUCUUUAAUCGAGCUUCAAACUAAUCAACAAGAUCAUGAAGCAAUUCAAGAUUUAAUGAUUUCACUUAAAACAGUUGCUUAUCAUUUACGUAUCCCUUUAAAUCUUCAAAACAAUCCACUUUUAUCUGAUUUUACUUUUCCAGUUACUUACAGAUGGCCAUUAACCCAUCAACCUACAAACCAACCUACUCAAAAAACGUUUAAGAGUUCUUUACAAAUAGCUUUAUCUUCAUCUGGAUCUUCAACGAUUUUAGAAAACAGAUUAAAAAGAGAAAUCAUAAGUAAACUUAAUGAAAGAGUAGGAGACGCAUGUGAAGCUAUUGCCGAGCUAAAAUCAAGAACCCAACUCCUAGCGAAUCAUGAUUUCCAACUUCAAGCCCCUCAAUCAAUUAUUCCUUCGCCUCAAAUUCCUCUAGCUCAGCAUCUGAUUCUCAAGACCGAUCCAACUAGCCAAGGUGUUUUGGAUAAUGGGAAACAAAGAUUUGAAUCAAGUUGGAUAUCAGAAACAACACUUACUCAAAUAAGUUGGAUCUCUCAAAUCAGUCAAUACUGGCCUAUAACCCAAAUCGCAAACUUACACCAAAACCCUCAAGCAAUCAACGAGAUCCUAAACCCUCCUUCGACCCAUAAACUUCAACCCAAUCUUUCAUUACUUCCAUCAUCUGACCAUCAAGGUGUCUAUACCCUUUCAGUAAAGAAGCCCAACCCAAACCGUUCAAGUUUACUAUCACCACAAACCCAACCCUCACCAACCCCCAAAAAAGGUUCAAUUUACUUAGUAGGCUCAGGUCCAGGUCAUGCAUCAUUACUAACAUGUGCAGCCUAUACAUUAUUAACUAAAUCAGCAAGCGUAAUCUUAUGUGAUAAACUAGUACCAGAUCAAAUCAUUAAUUUAAUUCCAAAUCAUAUAAAAUUAUUCGUAUCUAAAAAGUUUCCUGGCAAUUCGGAGUUUGCUCAAUGUGAGUUUAUGGAACAAGCUAUUAAGUUUGCAGAGCUGGGAGAAACGGUUGUAAGGUUAAAACAAGGUGAUCCAUUUAUAUAUGGAAGAGGAGGUGAAGAAAUACUUUUCUUUAGAAAAGCAGGCUACGAAGCCACAGUGAUCCCAGGAAUCUCAUCAUCCAUCGCAGCCCCACUUCUCUUCAACAUUCCCCUCACUCAACGAGGCGUCUCAGAAUCCGUAGUUCUCUGUACAGGUGUAGGAAGAAGAGGAAAACAAAUGAGCUUUCCAAGCUAUCAAAGGUCUAGAACGUUGGUGAUCUUAAUGGGUGUUAUUAGACUGGAAUCGAUUGUUAAACAGUUGUUGGAAAUGGAUCUGUAUCCUGGUUAUUUGCCUAUUGGUAUUAUAGAAAGAGCUUCUUCGUUUGAUCAAAGGAUUCUGCUCAGUACUCUUUCCAACGUGGUGGAAUCUUUUCAAUCUAUUGGCGAUCAAAGACCGCCGGGAAUGAUCGUUAUUGGUUGGUCAGUGAUGUGUUUGGAUGGAAAUGGUUCAGUUGAUAUACUUGAUCAUCCAACAGAAGAACUUCAAGAGGUUUUAGAUCGAAAAAGGAUCACUGAUUGGUUAUGUGGAAAAACGUUUUUUGUUAAGCAUGGGAUGAAUAAAGCAUUUGAUGAAUUACAUCAACGGUUUACAAACUCGACAUGA